Messenger RNA from Condylura cristata (star-nosed mole), 5254 nucleotides. Its product is annotated as KIAA1755 ortholog. The transcript has 14 exons. The record is from RefSeq and is a predicted model, not a curated record. Bases 287 to 3865 code for a protein of 1192 amino acids. Lineage: Eukaryota; Metazoa; Chordata; Mammalia; Eulipotyphla; Talpidae.
CCUGCGGCCACCCCUCCGCGGUGGCCCGCCGCGUCUCUGCUUCAGUCUCUCGGUUUCUCGAUGCCGCGGGUGUUGGUCUGCGCUCUCUCGCCGGUGCUCCCUAGCGCGCUCGCCUGUCUCCCCCGCCUCCCGUCGGAGAUGAGGCUGGGGUGAGUGCCCCCCCCCGCCUGCCUGCUCAGCCUGCUGCAGCACCAGCACCGCCAGGCGCUGCCGCGUCCUGAGGACCCUCAGACUGACCCCCGGCGCCCUGGAGAGCAGCAGCAACCACCGCUUGUAGCCCAUCGCCAUGGACCCCCCAUCCCUGGACGCAGCCAUCCAACACGCGCUGGCAGGCCUCUACCCCCCUUUUGAGGCCACGGCACCCACGGUCCUGGCUCAGGUGUUCCGUCUCCUGGAUUCUGACUUCCACGGGGACGGGCUGAGCUUCCUCCUGGAUUUCCUGAUCCCUGCCAAGCGCCUGUGUGAGCAAGUACGCGAAACAGCCUGUGCUCCGUACUCACACUGCCUCUUCCUGCACGCGGGCUGGCCACUCUGCCUGCAGGGCGAGGUCGUGGUCCACCUGGCACCCCUCAACCCCCUCUUACUGCGCCAGGGAGACUUCUACCUCCAAGUGGAACUCCAGGAGGAGCAGUCUGUCAGCAUCAUGGUCAAACGUCUCUCCUCGGACCUCCGCACAGUGGACACGAAACCUGUUCCUGCAUCAUCUUACCCGAUGCUUUUCACCCAAGCAUGGCUGGAGGCCGUCAACAGUGACUUUGAGGGAAGUCCCCUCCACAGCUGCCUGGUAGCGUCUGAGGAUGGGGUUGCCCCCGUGCCCUGGACGAAGAUAGCCAGUCCAGAGUUUGUGGAUGACAGGCCCCACGCCCUGAAUGCUCUCUCCCCAGCCUGGGGGUCCCUUCAGUUAGAGGCUCUUGAUUUGAGCAGCCCUCAAGAGCUGCAGCCGGGCAGGCCCUCGGGCAGCCAGGAGCUUCUUGCGCGGAGUUUGACCAAGGGUAGAAGCAGGACUUACAGCAACAAGUACCCGGGGCUCAUCAAGGUGGAACAAGCCAAGCCUGGGGAGGUGGCUCUCAGGUUGCAUGAUGUGGUCAUCCAGGACUUGGAGGGAGAAUAUGUAGCUCUCCUGGGCUUUUCCCAAAAGAGCAGAGGGCAGUCUCCCAGUGGGGAGGAGGAGACGGCCAGUGUGUGUCCUCGCGGGGUGCUGAGGGAGCUGCCCGGCACUAAGGAGAGCCCUUUCCCUCAAGGGAGGCUGCCUUCCUCAGGGGCCCCUGGGAGGCCUGCCAUGGAAACAGGGCCUGGCUGGAAAGCCGCCAGCUCGGAGGAGCAGCCCUCAGGCUUGAGGACAAGGGUCCGUGAAGCUCCCACCCAUGAGUCAGAGCCUGAGCUCCAAGAACCCUGCCUCAGUGUCCUCGAGAAGCCACUGCGUUGUGCCUCUGGCCUCGAGACGAGUGUCUCAGAGGAGCCAGCUGCCUCUAAGAUGCGGGGACCCCUGGGGAGCCCAGACAACAUGUGCCAACUCAGGCCCGAAGCAAAGCACACGUCCUCCAGCCGCCUGCAUCCGGCUUCUGCUGCUCCGGAAACCCCGGUGGAAGAGAGGACGGACGAAGGAAGCGGGAAGCUUUCUAAACCCGUGGCCGGCCUCAGUCCAAUCACUUCCAGACCCCCCACUCCUGUGCUCAAAUUCUCAUUCCUUAGAGGGCAGAGACCAGCGUCUGAGUCCCCAGAGAGAGCCUCCCUCCAGCAUGAAGGGCCCUGGAGAGUCUUGUGCUCACUCUACUCAUCCAAAGCCGAUCGAGCCAAGCGCCUGGGGAAAGCUGGAACAACUCAGGCCAAAGCAUCUGGCCUGGCUGCUGGCUCAGACCCACUGACCAUGGAGAAAGUUGGUUUCCAAGAAGCUUCUGCCAGCCAUCCAGAAAGCAGCCCCUCUCUGGAUGGCGAGCCCUCAGGCCCGGAGCCCAGGAUUGGGGCUCUGAGCACGGAGCUCUUGCACUCCGGGAUAGCGUGCCUCCCAGGCUGUCGGGACAGGACGGGGCGCCCCUUGCUUCUGGUGUCGACCAAGGAGGAGGUCUGGGAGGCGCCCUGGUGCAGCCCCCCACAGGUCACCAAGUUGCUCUCCUACCUGUGCGCCAUCCCCAGGUCUGAAGAUAAAACCAAGGGGCUGGCAGUUGUGAUCGAUGCCAGGAAGCAACUCCCAAAGCCUGCUCUGCUCAGCGCCCUUCAGGCCACACAGGCCCUGAUGCCAGGUUCCAUCUGUGCCUUGCUUUUCCUGGGGGAGAAGGCAGCCGCUCUCCAGCUGGAGAAGUUACCUGCCAUCCAGGUAGAGGUCCUGACCUCACUGAAGGCCCUCAGCCACCAUGUGGAUUCCAGCCAGCUGCCCGGAGCCCUGGAAGGCCCCUUCCCCUACUGUCACAGCGAGUGGGUGCAAUUCUUCCAGAAGUUGGACCCUUUCCUCACUGACCUCUGCCAGUCCUCCUCCCUGCUCCGGGCGUCCAUCAAGGAGUUUGAGAAGGAGGACCCUCCUGGUGGGGUGCAGGAUGCCUCCCAGUGUCUACGCAAGUCCAAGGAGCUGAUGGAAGCUGUGUUGAGGGACCCAGGGCUGUUGGACCUCCAGCGAGAAGGUGGAGCCACCCUGGCCAGGCUGCAGCAGGAGGCCAGCAAGAUGGACUUCAACCCCGACAUCAGGAGCCAUCUGGCUGAAGCCACGGCUCUGUACAGCCUCGUGGAUGAGCAGCUGCAUGUCCUGGUCACUGCGUCCAACCACCGCCUGGGGAGACUGGAGCUCCGCGUCCGCCUGGGCCACCUGGAGGCUGCCAUCCACCAGGUCAGCAACUGGAUGGAGCAGGAAGGAAGCUGGGGCCUGCAGGUGCUGACGCCCAAGGACAGGAGCAUGGAGGCGGUGGAGAAAGCCCAUGCGAAGUUUGAGGACUUCUUCCUCCAAGCCGCAGCCCAGUACCGCUGUGGUCUGGAGCUGUCCAAGCAGGCGGCCCAGCUGGGAGCGGCAGCCGGAGGGACUGGUGACGCUGGGGGGGCAGGGCUCCCGGAGCUGACAAGCUUCACCGCCACCCAGAGGGCCUUUCAGGCCAAGCUGACCCACUUCUACAUGGCGGCGGAGCGGCAGCGCACGGACCUGGAGACACUGCUGCACCUGCACCACUUCUGCAAAAAGAUGACCUGGUUCCACAUGGACUGUCAGGACCUGCUGGCCCAGCUCAGUCUGGGCAAAGCCCAGCGGGCCAGCCCUGGGGACCAGCGCCGGCUGCAGCGUUACCUACAGCGGCUGGUGUCCGAGUUCCCCGCCGAGAAGCUCGUCGCCAUGGGGCUGCAGGUGGCCUCCCUGAGCCGGGAAGACCUGGGCCGGGACCUGUGGGAGGAGGCCCAGGUGAGACACGAGGAGAUCCAGGCCCUCCUGAAGAAGGCCUUGGCUCACUGUCCAUGCCCGGCGGGGUCCAGCUCCCACUUGGCACAGCUGGAACUAAGGGGGGCAGCCUCCAAGGGCCAGGGUUGGAGUAGCGGAGUCGCUUCCAGGGGACGGCCAGCCCUGCCCCCCCGGGACACACUGGGCCUGAAUCCUUCAUCAAAGUCCUCUUGGGCUCCUCCAGCCCCCAAAGGGGCGCACAACAGAAAUGUCCAGGCAGGCGCUCCACUCCAGGAGUCUGCUCAGGCCGCAGAGGCUGAGGAAGCCAAAGAUCCCCGCGAGGCCCUGGACCUUGCCCCUGAGCGUUUUCUCGCCACCGUUUUCCCCUGGCAGCGGCUCUCAGGGCGGGGUCAGAGUCCCCACCCCACCUCGGGCAGCUUCUCCUCUGAAGGCACCGACUCGCAGACAUCUCUGGAGGACUCUCCCCAGACAAGUCCCCCGGCUUCCCUCUAACGGGGGCCCUCACCAACCACACCAGGCCCCGGAGAGUGGCAGCUAGGGUUCAGCUGCAAAGAGAGCUGGGGGGCCCCGGCCAGUCCCAUCAGGAUAGGGCCCCUGAGCAUUCAGAGUGUUGGAGCGCAGAAACUGGACCUGCCCUGGCUCCAGGAACCUGCUGGAAGACCUGACUCAUCCAUACGGAGUGGUGAGAGGGCAGGACGAGGCAGGGCACGCAACCGGCUCUAGAAAGAGCUGUCGGUACAGAGCCCCACCACCACCACCACCAGGGGUCUUGCUGUCAGGCAGCCCAGAGUUUGGGGCACACAUGCUUUGCUGGGGGGCACCAAGGGGCAUCAUGACUGUCAUCUGGAAUCAGGGUGGGAAGGUUUAGAUGAGUUCUCGUCUCGAGGUCCAGGGAAGCAGGCCCUGAACAAGGGUCCCAGGGCACAUCUAGUUGGCAAUGAUGCCAGGGACACUGGACAAGCCGGGCAGUAAGUCCAGGAAGGGAAAGGGGGUGUUGUCCACAGGGGGUUUAUCUGCAGGCUCAACUGGCCUCGGGCAGAGCAAACCCGGGGCCGCCUGCUGGAGGCCAGAUGUGCACAUGUCCAGGGCUAAGGAGGGAAUGUUGCUGCCCUCGGUUCUCACGUGUCCUCUGGCCAUGUGGGACCAUCGGGCUCAAGCGCAAGAACCUCUCCCGGAGCCAUGUCCUGGCAUUGCAGGGAGAGGCACUCCUCUCCCCUGCGAGGCUCCUACCAUCUUCCCCUUCCCACUGGGUCCCUUGAACUCCUCAACUUCCACCUCUGUCCCACUUCUCCUUAGAUGUGGCCUCUGGAAGCCAGUGUCUUAGGGUCUUGCAGGUCAUGAGAACCAGAAAAAUGAUGGGAGUCCUGGCCGCAUCCAGCAGGUGGUGGUGAAGGGACAGCUGCGGUAGGCUUCACGCCUCUGCUCACGGAGAAUCUAGAGGCCAACAGCGCUUCACACCACCCAGUCACCCCUGCGAGCCCCUGCCCCGAGUGUCACCGUCCGCAGUGAGUCUGCCUGUCUCUGCUGCCGGUGACUACCAGGAUGGCUUUCUGGUGGCCCAGCCCUGAGACGUCCCUGGCUCUGCAAAGUUGGGGGGGGGGGACACAUUCCCUCUCACAAGUGAGACCGUGAAGCUGCGGGAGGCAGGCCCGGAGCAGGCCCCCAGCGGACAAAACAUUUCUCAGAGUCAUCUCGGUAGAGAGCCACACAAACCUCACACCCCGCGAUGCACCAGGAAUCUCCUAAGACUGAAGAUCCCUGCCGUGUGUGGUCCGGGCCUGUCUGCUCAAAACUGUGAGCAGAGGGGAUCAGAGGAAGCUUCCUAGGGAACCCCACCCCAGAUCAUUAAAACCAGCCCCUUCGGGGUGAUUUGAAUCUGAA